Messenger RNA from Hyaloscypha bicolor E, 665 nucleotides. RefSeq lists its product as uncharacterized. Bases 173 to 535 code for a protein of 120 amino acids. NCBI's taxonomy places the organism in Eukaryota, Fungi, Ascomycota, Leotiomycetes, Helotiales, Hyaloscyphaceae. The record is from RefSeq and is a predicted model, not a curated record. The transcript has a single exon.
UGAGAAAUGUUAAUACAGCUGCGGUUUGGGUACUACGUGUCUAGGCUAGGCAGCAGUUGAGUUGACUGAUUCAGAAAUUGAGGUCCAAAUCCGAAACGCAAGGAGGAUUCGUUGGAAAUUACAGCACGUCAUACACAGCCGAGAAUGGUCGUAUCGGCGCCAGUAGGAUUGCAUGGCGUUCAAUUCUUCCGUGCUGACAACAAAACUGCGAGGGUGCCUCAUGUGCGGCGUGUGCGCCUCAAUUGCGCCGCAUUCUCCUCGUACCCGAUGUGAGUGCGUGGAGUCGGAGUAUCGCAACUUCCGCUUGCGAUUUCACCGACGUCUACGUAACGCUUACCGAAAAAGAUGUCAACAAAACUCCGACAUUCAUAUGUGCCAAGGUCGCACAGGCCGUACAGUCUCAUUUCUUUUAUUUGAUUGGUGCGGUCGCACCCUCGUAUUGCUGGGCCUUUCCGUCGCUCCUUACGGUAAGCAUUGCUCUCAUGGAACUACAUUAACUGUGCUGUUCGCACUUUUCAAAGGUCGUCGCAACUGAACGCAACCCCGUCGCUUUCAUCUCGAUAUCCAUAUUCCCAUUUUCAAAGACGCGCCGUUUGUUUCCAGCAAGGGUCAGUAUCUGCGACAGUUCUCAAAAUGUCGGGCGAUGUCAGCACAAACUAUACCGA